AUGGUGCGCGUGGCGGUCGUAGGGUGCGCUCAUGGUAUGCUGGACGAUAUCUAUGCAACUGUCAAUUUCGUCAAUGAAAUGGAACCUAGCAAUCCUGUAGAACUCUUGCUGUGCUGUGGUGAUUUCGAAUGUAUGCGCAAUCUGCGCGACUUGGAGACGCUGGCCUGUCCGAUCAAAUAUCGAGCAUUGCAUGCCUUUCAUCGGUACUAUACUCAAGAAAAACGGGCUCCUGUGCUCACUGUCUUUAUAGGUGGGAAUCAUGAAGCUUCGGGGUAUUUACAAGAGCUUUAUUAUGGCGGUUGGGUAGCACCAAACAUCUUUUAUCUGGGUGCAGCAGGUGCGAUCAAUGUUGCAGGACUGCGUAUUGCAGGUCUUUCGGGUAUUUACAAACAGCAACACUAUACAGCAGGAAGGUUCGAGGCACUGCCAUUUGACAACAACACUAUGCGGAGUGUCUAUCAUGUCCGUGAACUCGAAGUCUUUCAGCUCUCGCACUUGCAGCAGGUAGACAAGAUACCAGUAGGAGCAUUUUUAUCGCAUGAUUGGCCUCGAGGUAUUGAGCAGCACGGUAAUGUACAGCAGUUACUACGUCGCAAACCAUUCUUUGAGCAGGAGAUAAGGACGAACACACUCGGUAGUCCUGCUGGCGAGUUUCUGAUGUAUCAGCUUCGUCCACAAUAUUGGUUUGCCGCACACUUGCAUGUCAAGUUUUCUGCCAUUGUCACUCAUCCAGAUCGACAAAGUAGUGAAGCAAUGGUAUCAAAUGGUGAAAAAACACUUGAGGCUGACAAGGUCAAGCCGAGUGGCGAGCAAUACGCAGCUCCCAAGCCGUCCUUCUGGCCAAGUACGACCAAGUUCUUAGCGCUUGACAAAUGCCUCCCACGUAGAGAGUUUAUGCAGAUUUUGGACUUGCCUUCUUUGGCAAUGGAGUCUACAUCCAAGGAAGAGCAGAAGAUAGACAGUGACAGCGUGUUAGUGACCGACGCUAAGCAGGAUGUCACUGAAUCUGAUCAGGCUAUCAAGAUUAGUCCGAGUACAAAACGUUCGUCGCCACCAAAGAUUAUGUUCGACUUGGAAUGGCUUGCUAUCCUGCGCGCGACACACCAUCUUGCUUCAGCCAACAAAUCUGCGCCGCGCGUGCCGCAAGAGGAAAUGAAAAUUGAAGACAAGGACAUUUCUUGGGUGAAGCAGCGCCUUGAGGAAUUUGUUGCAGAGAAGAAACUAGACAAGGAUCAAGGCGAAUGGAUCACUGAUUUCGUGAAGACCGUACCAGGCCACGGUGAAGAAGAGGGGCCACAUGUAGCGACGGGCAAUCCUCAAACGGACCUUUUGUUGGAGCUGCUGAAGCUUCCACAUGUCGUUACCGCACCAUUUGUUGGCGGCGAUUUGAUUGCAGUGGCUGUCGAGGACCCUAAUGAGAUUGAUCUAGACGAUGACGAAGACAUCGACGACACUGAUACAAAGCUAGUGAACACCGAAGACGUUACCAAUGAUGACGACGCAUGCACCAAUCGCGAGGUACUAAGUGUUAUGGAAACAAAAACACCUGUAGACUCGUACGAAAUCACCCUCGACCUAUAA
This is a messenger RNA of Peronospora farinosa, 1581 nucleotides long. Lineage: Eukaryota; Oomycota; Peronosporomycetes; Peronosporales; Peronosporaceae. The record is from the annotation of a GenBank genome assembly.